Symbiodinium necroappetens is the source of this 1431-nucleotide messenger RNA. The record is from the annotation of a GenBank genome assembly. Lineage: Eukaryota; Dinophyceae; Suessiales; Symbiodiniaceae.
AUGGCAGUCAUUUCGGCGAAGUUCCAGGAUCAACUCGUUUGGCCGGCCCGCCGCUGGGCCGAGACCGGGCCGACCCCCAUCGAAUGGCGAAUGCUGCCCUUCUGGUACACGCUGCGCCCAGACAGCAACGUCGACUUUCAGAAGAUGCGGGUCAGUUUUGGCUCGCCCGGGCUGAUGUUGGCCACGGAGUGGGUUGGCAUGCACUUCCCGUACAGCAACUCUCCUGUGCGGCGGUUUGAGUCCUCCGGCAUCUCCGGGUCUUGCUUCGAGCCUUAUUUUGACUGGCUCGACCGUGGUGGGUACAGCCUGUGGAUUCCGGAGGUUGUCUUCACAUCUACUGUCACAUCCUCCACCACCUCGAGUACCAGCACCACCACAACCUCGAUGUCCUUCACUUCCACCACAACCUCCUCCUCAAGUACCAGCACAGGCACCACCACUGCAACCGAUGAAGACGACCUCAACGACACCAACGACACGAAUGAAACUAACGACACGAACGCAACUACCGAGACGUCCACACAAACCACCACAACUAGCACUUCUGCGACCGCGACUUCCAGCUCAACUACCUCGGAAACACGAACUUCUACAACUUCAACAACUUCCUUGUCAACAACUACCAUCACACGCAGCACAACUUCCCGCACUUCAACCACCACAACCACAACGUACUUAGGCACACGGACAAGCACUUCGACCGAGACAACGAUUACCAUGACAACAACGACCACCAGCACCUCAACAACAAUCCCACUGGCAGCGCCACUGCGGGCCCUUAACAUCUUCCCUGAGCCUCGCUUUGGUUGUGCAGCCCUGUCAUUUCUCUUCGAGAUGUGCGAGAGGGCUUCCGGCCUGAGCUUCGGCCCCUGCAUGCCAAAUGGGCCGGUGAUUGGCUGGACCAACCGGACCGAAAUGGUAAAUGCAUCGCUGUUCGCGAAUGGGACGUUAAGCAUGGUGAUGGGUAACCGUGAGCAAGGGAACUACCAAGAUCCGAUGGUGGCAGACCUGGUGAACACCGGCUGCGGAGAGGGUGGCUGUGCUUUCUUCGAGGAGGCGCGCGUGGUCAUGGGCCCACCUGGAAAUUGGACAUUGCCGGAAUCAUGGCCAGGCCGCAACUUGCCACAGGGAGUGGAGACGGUUGUGAACAUUCCGCCCUACUACCACAUCGUUUACAACAACUUCACGGCCAUCGGACCUGUUGGCGACCUCAAGAUCCACGGGAAGCUGUCCUUGGCUGAAGAGGAGGGCCUGAAGUUGCUGGUCAAGUCCAUCCAGGUCUUUGCUGGAGGUCAGUUUCAGGUUGGUACCUCAUGGGCGCCUCACAAGACCACGGCGAUCAUUUCCUUUUGGGGGGCGACCUUCGACUCCGACCCGGCUUACAUUUCUCUAAACCUGGAUUGGGGCAAGAAGGUCUUCGGAGUUUACGAG